This is a messenger RNA of Arctia plantaginis, 1185 nucleotides long. Lineage: Eukaryota; Metazoa; Arthropoda; Insecta; Lepidoptera; Erebidae. The record is from the annotation of a GenBank genome assembly.
AUGAGUAAUGCAGAUAUUAAAAAUGGACCUCAUAGCAAUGACUUAAACGGCACUAUGAAUCCUGAUAAAGUACGUAAAGAAUGGGUCAAAUUUGACGAAGAAUCUCCACAAAACACUACUCCUUCAGAACCACAUAAAGCGCAAAGUAUUCAGCAAUCUGUUGGUGCAAGUUCAUCUGCACCUAGUGAACCUGCAGCUGUUCUAAGAACGGAAUCUGUACAAAUUAAUUUAGAAAGAGGAGACAAACAUGUUGAACCAAUCUCAUUGGCGACAUUAUCAAAAAAUGUUGAAUUCGUUAACAUUCGUCAAGGUUUUUGUAAUGGUGAUAUUAUUGUUACACUUCUGCCAGUUAAUUCGAAAUGGCCUUGGGUAACAGCAGCACAAUUCCGGCCAGAAUUAGUCCCUGAAGAGUUAAUGGCUCAAGGCCUUACACUUACUGUCGAGGAAUAUGUUCAUGCUAUGGAACUGCUCAUUAAUGAUGCUCGUUUCACCUUAUACAACAUCUGCUAUAAACGUGUUCUUGUUUGUUGGAUAACACUAGCAUUCCUUGUGCUGUUGGCACUUCUAUUUUCUGGACUCACAGGCCUGAUGCUAUUUUCACUUGGUGUGUUAUGGCUGAUUCUUAAUGCUGCUGCAAUAUUUUUGUGCAUGUGGAUAAAAUUGAGACUGUCAAAAGGAUUAGAGCAGUGUUUGGCAAGAGUGAACAAGUUGCUCAGUAAACACAAGUUGAUAUUAGCACUAGAUGACAGAGGAAAAAUAUCAUGUCAUAAAGUAAAUCUCUGCUUCAUAUAUUUUGAUUCUGCAGCAUGUAUUACUCACAUACAACAGUUCAUUGAAAGUGAAGAAGGUAAAACUAUAAUGCAAGGUUGGGAACAAAGGCUUGAUGUACCUGCAAAUGAUAUUGUCAUACAAGGUUCACAAUCUACUAGACUGUCUCGGAAACAGGGUAUGGCAGAUCAAGUGUACCUCCGGUACCUGCAGCGGUGGGGCAAAGACUUCCUGCGUCGUCGGCUCGACUGGACUCUUGAUGAGGAAGGUGGCAAUCCAGCUGCACCGCGCCAUUUAUCACAGGCGCUCUGCCCUUGUCAGUAUAUCGAGGAAGUAUUAAGGAACAAAGAGCCCAGAGAUAUGCGCGCAUGUUGCCCUCUAUGCAACAAUUGGCUCAGGCGUCGUGGGCUAGAUUGA